Molecule: messenger RNA, 1626 nt
Organism: Stomoxys calcitrans (stable fly)
Lineage: Eukaryota; Metazoa; Arthropoda; Insecta; Diptera; Muscidae
Product: peptidoglycan recognition protein
Exons: 7
Coding region: 357-1394 (345 amino acids)
Biological process (GO): peptidoglycan catabolic process
Molecular function (GO): zinc ion binding; N-acetylmuramoyl-L-alanine amidase activity
Source: RefSeq, a predicted model, not a curated record
CAGCAACAGUUUGCUUUAUAUCUGUGGAAUACUCCUGUACAAAUAAUCUUCAAAUCUGUUAGGAGAAACGAAGAUCGACAAAGAAGAAGAAAACUAACCCGUUACUCGGAUAUGUAACUACAGUUCAUUUGCCCAGCUGAUCAGAGCUAAAGCUAUAAAAAAAUUAAUAUUUAUAAAUAGUAAAAUUUUGCAAAUUUAUAAUUUUGUAUACAAGUAUUUGCUACCAAAACAUUUACAAAUCAAGUGUGACCGCAUGCAAUUUUUUAACUCACAUCUUGAUUGUAUUCCAAAUCAAGAUAAAGGAAAAGACGUGAGGGAAAAAUUAAAUCCUGUUCUAACCAUUGGACAACUACGACAUGAGUAUGCCGAGCCAAAACGAAAAAUUACGUUUAAGUGAAGAAAAGGCAAGGAGUUGGCUUACAUCCAUAGAUCCUUCCGAUUUAGAUGAUUUGGAAUCAGUUGUGGAUUCAAUUGUCGAUUCGGAUUUACGAGACUCCAGUGACACAGAAUCAGGUGAAGAGCAUGCAUUGGGUACUCGGAGUAUUAACCAACCAACGAAACUAACAACAAACCAUCUCUCCGAUUCUGACGAAGAGCAAUACAAUGACAUAUCCCAGCUAAAAUUGUCCAAUGAGCUCAAUGGCUUGGAACAAAUCGUUAGCCGUUUAGCUCCACCAUCUUUUGGUAAUGUUAGCAUGAACAACUGUAGCAAUGUUGUUUUGGGCAAUAUCAUAAAGUUGAAAAUCAAUGUCAAAAAUGACAAGGACGAAGAAAGUACUUGUGCCGAAGAACGAGAGGAAAACACAGGAGUGGAGCAGCCUGUUAUAGUAAACCGAACCAAAAAACCAGUUUAUAGGCCAGCUUGCCUUAUCAUACCAAGAGCUAGAUGGUUAGCAAUGGAACCUUUGAAUGAUUACAAUCCCAUUGAUGUGCCAGUAGAUUUAGUCAUAAUUUCCCAUACAGCAACAACAAGUUCCACUAAACAGGCAGAAAAUAUUGGAAUUAUACGAGAUAUACAAACCUUUCACAUUGAGACUCGUGGCUGGGAUGAUAUUGGAUACAAUUUUCUAAUUGGGUGUGAUGGAAAUGUGUAUGAAGGUCGCGGCUGGGGCGUUGAAGGUGCCCACACAUUCAAGUACAAUAAUUUGUCCAUAGGAAUUUCGUUUAUUGGAUGCUUUAUUCAAAAAUUGCCUUCACCGCGAGCUCUGGAAGCAUGUAAAAAUUUGCUAAAACUUGGAGUGGAAGAAGGUCACUUAACUACAAAUUUCAAAUUAUUGGGGCAUCGACAAUGCAUGAGUACCCAAAGCCCCGGUAAUACUCUAUACGAUGAAAUAAAAACAUGGGAACACUUUCAAGACUUACCACAAGUGGAUAUGGAACCGGAUGCAAAAUGAUUGACGGAAAUGUUUGAAGAAUGUUCUUCUGAAACAAAGAAUUUAAAUGUGAUGACAAAUUUGAGCAACUCAAGGAGUUCUUCUUUACUAGUUUUACCAAAUGUAUAUUAGUUACUUUAUGCAUUUGUAAGUAUAUACUUUACGAUUCUAUUUUACCAAUAGAUUUGUGCUUGGCAUUACCUCAAAGGUUAAAUUCAAUUUAACUUCAUGUAAUGGAACAUACAUUGUUUUU